Papaver somniferum (opium poppy) is the source of this 1370-nucleotide messenger RNA. Its product is annotated as dihydrolipoyllysine-residue succinyltransferase component of 2-oxoglutarate dehydrogenase complex 1, mitochondrial-like. Gene Ontology annotation, molecular function: dihydrolipoyllysine-residue succinyltransferase activity. The transcript has 10 exons. Gene Ontology annotation, biological process: tricarboxylic acid cycle. The record is from RefSeq and is a predicted model, not a curated record. Lineage: Eukaryota; Viridiplantae; Streptophyta; Magnoliopsida; Ranunculales; Papaveraceae. Gene Ontology annotation, cellular component: oxoglutarate dehydrogenase complex. The coding region runs from base 63 to 1223 and encodes 386 amino acids.
UGGUUGCUUACUUCGAAAAGAUUCAAAGCUUCAAGGGUGGACUAGGUCAUUCUCUUCAGAUAAUGGCGAGAUGUUCACAUACUCCUCUUGGUGACCUUGUUGAUGCUGUUCUUCCUUUCAUGGGAGAAUCUAUAACAGAUGGUACUCUAGCAGCUUUCUUGAAAAAACCUGGUGAUAGUGUUCAAAUCGAUGAGCCAAUUGCUCAAGUUGAAACCGACAAGGUAACCAUAGACGUCGCUAGUCCUGAAGCUGGAGUUAUCCAGAAGUUUGUAGCCAGAGAAGGUGAUACCGUAGAACCAGGGACCAAAAUUGCAGUCAUUUCAAAAUCUGGUGAGGGUGCGAAUGUGACACAUGUUGCUCCAUCUGAGGAGAAGAAUACUGUAAAAGAGACGCCAAAGCCAUCAGCUCCUGCAGAAAAGGAGAUAAAGCCUUCAGUAGAAACUGUUGUUGCCAAGGACAAACCUAAAACACCCUCCCCAGCACCGUCUACAACUUCAGCUACAGUGCCUAUUCUUCCUCCCAAGGAAAGGGAAAUAAAAGUACCAAUGACAAGGCUUAGAAAGAGAGUUGCUAAACGCCUGAAAGAAUCACAGAACACGUUUGUUCAGCUGACCACGACUAAUGAAGUUGAUAUGACUAACCUGAUGAACCUUCGUUCUGAAUAUAAAGAUGCCUUUGUAGAAAAACACGGAGUCAAGUUGGGAUUUAUGUCAGGGUUUGUUAAGGCUGCUGUCAGUGGUCUCCAGAAUCAGCCAAUUUUCAACGCAGUCAUUGACGGCGAUGAUAUCAUCUAUAGAGACUAUUUUGACAUUAGUAUUGCUGUUGGUACUCCAAAGGGUCUGGUUGUUCCAGUUAUCCGGGAUGCUGAAAAAAUGAAUUUCGCUGACAUUGAGAAGGAGAUUAACAGGCUGGCAAAGAAGGCCAAUGAUGGUUGUCUAUCUAUCGAUGAUAUGACAGGAGGCUCCUUUACCAUAUCCAAUGGUGGUGUAUAUGGAAGCCUUUUAAGCACUCCCAUAAUCAACCCUCCACAGUCGGCAAUCUUGGGUAUGCAUUCAAUCAAGAGCCGUCCGAUGGUAGUUGGCGGCAAUGUUGUUCCAAGGCCAGUGAUGUACAUUGCACUGACAUAUGAUCACCGACUGAUUGACGAGAGAGAGGCAGCUUUGUUCUUAUGCCGUAUCAAAGAUGUCGUUGAGGACCCUCGCAGACUUCUUCUCGACAUAUAGCACACACCAGAUGUUUGUUGGUAUAAAGAUAAACACAGAAAUAAGCCUGUCAUAUGAAAACCAAAAUUUGAAAUCCUGUUUAUUUAGAUCCUUGGACCAUACAUGGUCAUAUUUGCAGCAAGAGAUUACAAAUUCAUGGUAUACACU